AUGCAAGAUACUGCCAAUCCUAAUCCACCGGUUCACGCCUUCGCUUUCUGUCUUGGCCAAACGGAUGGCGAAGGGGAAGAAGCGUGCAUCUUAAUCUGGUGGCGGAUGUUGAGGGUGAUUUUUAGUGGUUUGUAGGGCUUUAACGGUUAAAAAGUGGUAAUGUUUGGAAGUUUUGGAGGUUUUUAAGGGAAAAUUGAUUGGAAAAAAAGUUUUUGCCGUUUUUAAAAGAUUUUUAAAAAGUUUGCAUUAAAAUUGACUAUGCCUUACCCUUUAGUUUAAGGCACAGUAUGUCAGGGCAGAGUAAGUUUGAGCAGGGGAUGGAAAAAUUAAUUAAAAUUUUUAAAAAUCAAUACUGUGUAGACACAAUGUAAAUUGUUUUAUAGAUGCAAGCAGCGCAGAAAGGGUCUUGCCAAGCGGGGUAUGGCUAUGACUAAGACUGGAGAUGGGGCUAGGGCUAAAGCUAUAUCAAGGCAGGGUAGGGCUCAGUAGGGCAGGUAGAACAGACUUAGGGCUAAGGCAAGGCAAGGCAAAGUAAUUAACUUUACACCUUGUCCCAACAAGUUCUGAAUGUACUAUUAAGAAGGCGGUAAUUACAAUUUAAUUUGACUGUUUGUAAUGUCAUUUCGUAUACAUUCCUGCUAUUUAAAAGUGCGUGCCGACUGAAAUUGGCAGGUAUUUUGACCAAAACUUUGUCUGUUUUUACUUUUUUUUUACUAUUUUUAGCUGUUUGUAAAGAAAUUUCUUUCCAUUUUUUGUUUUAUAAAUAAAGUUCUUGCCAUUUAUUGUUUUGUAAAGAAAGUUCUUGCCAUUUCUUUUUUUGUGAAGAAAGUUCUUGCCACUUCUUGUUUUGUAAAGAAAGUUUUUGCCAUUUUUGUUUAGUAAAGAAAGUUCUUGCUAUUUUUAAGCUAUUUUUAGCUAUUUCAGCGAUUUUUAAAAAGCCAAUAAUUUUUGUGACAUUCCGUCACAUUUUUCAAACACUUAAUUUUUUGAUAUUUUAAACAGUAUUUUAUGUUUUUAAAGUUUGUAAAAUACGUUUUGGGUAUCUAUUGGGAAUAAUUUUGAUAAAAUUAGUACACAUUUAAUGUCACAACAUACAUUUACAGCUUAUAAAUUGGUUAAAAGUAGCUCUUUACUACAAUUUUUGCAAGUUUUAGCCAUUUGAAAACAACUUUUUUAAUCACUUUAUAGUUUUAUAUUGUAUAUAUGUCUAUUUUUGUUACUUCCUACAAUUUUCUCGCUAUACUUGAUAUAGCUUUGUAUCAUAAAACUUCAAAAACAGUUAUAUUAUAGUAGGUUUGGGGGCUGUAAAGUGGUGUUUUAUAUUGUUUUACCUAUUUUUAUAUGACUAAUGUUGUUUAAAAUGUCAUUUCUAAGCCUAUUGACAUUUAUUUUUGGUCUACUGCUUGUUAAGUGACAUUUUAUACGAUGAAACGUGUACAGGCCAUUAACUAUGCUCAAGUACCUACUAUAAUAUAAUUUUAUUCCAGAUACAAAUGGAGCUGGUGACGGAAGCUCCAGCGGCCGAACAGCCCUUCGAAAUGGGCCAAGAUGGAGACCUAGUGGUACCAGAAAGACUAAUUUCCGAUUGGAUAGAAAUGGCUCUACUAACAAUGAUGAUCACCAUUGGUGCACCCUUAAAUGCCUUGACGUUGUUUAGGCUUAAUCGACAGCUCAGGAAGCAGAAAAGCAGUGCUAGGACUAAGGUAUGUUUAUCCACUCUUAUAUACUGUACCCUACCGUAUCCUACCCUACUCUACCCUACUGUACCCUACCGUACCCUACCCUACCCUACCCUACCCUACCCCACCCUACCCUACCCUACCCUACCCUACCCUACCCUACCCUACCCUACCCUACCCUACUAUACUCUACUCUACCGUACUUUACCAAAACCGGCCCUACCGUACUUUAAUUUUUCCUGCGUUACUAAAAAUUACAGUAACCCUUCAAUUUCAGCAAGAAGCAGCCCGAACCUCAUUCAUCUGGCUUAAGAUCCAUCUUACAGUAAUCGACCUUAUCGUAAUCCUGAUCUACUGCCCCUCGCACAUUGGCUGGCUGAUCAGCUAUACCUGGAAUGGUGGCGAGUUUAUGUGCAAGGCAGUACAGUACGCAUGGGACUUUUGUUUCCACUUAAUGUCAUUUGGAGUGGUCGGAAUUGCGGUCGAUCGGCUUCGGACGGUCUAUCGGCUUAUGCACAUUGAGAAGAACGGCCAACGUGCUUCGAUCAGGCCUAACGAUCAGCUUCGGUUUGUUAGGGUGAGUUUAAUAGUGUAAUUACUUAAGUAUAAUAGUAUACUUACUAUGUAAUAGGCUUUACUUUACUAUGAAAUUUUAUAUUUGAGUAAAACCAUUCACUAUAUACAAUUAAAAAUGGCAUUCGUUGAGCCGCGUCAAAAAGAAUUGAACUUUUUUGCUAUACAAAUGCACUGAAAAUAGAUCAAUUCUUUUUGACGCGGCCAAAAAACUUUAUCAAAUAAUUUUAAGAUAUUCUAUGGACUUUUUGACCGCCUUUUUUAUACUUUUUAACUUUAUUCUACAUACUUUUUGACCUUAUUUUCAAAACUUUUGGCGUUUUUUGGCUAUUUUUGCCUAAUUUUGCCCAAAUUUUACGAUUUUUUACCACUUUCUACGAAUUUUUUGACUGCUAUAACAAAUAAAAACAAAAAUCUUUGUUAGCAUAACAUUCUCCAUACUAUAAUGCAUAAAAAUGGCUAUUUGCACGUUCCUAAUCCCAAAAAACAAAGCGGAAAACAACAAUAUAAUUGGAUGGUACUCGCGGAUACUGAAACUUUCAAUGUUUAGACAAUCUUUUUUAUAUUACUCAUGACGAAAUAGCAUGACAAAGUUUGCUAGGAAGCUUAUGAGGAAGUAGAACUUGAUAUUGACAUAAACAGAUGUUACUAAUAUAGUAUAUAAUUGGCUUAAAAAGUGUGAUUUUGGGCCGCGUCAUAAAGAAUUGGAUAUUUUUGCUAUGGAAAUGAUAGGAAAAUAGGUCAAUUCUUUUUGACGCUAUCUUAAAAAUAAAAAACAUUUUUUAAUAACGAUUUUAAUGUAAAAUACGAGGGGUGAAAUGUAGUUAUUAAAAAUUUUUUUAAAAAAAUUACAGUAUCAAAAGUUACAGUAUCUUUACUUUUCAGAAAUUGAUCAUGAGCUGUUACAUGGGAGCGGCCAUGUUCUCCGUACCACAAUGGUUUGUGUGGACCACGGUGAACAUGAAAACGUGGAGUCAAUGUACUACAAUAUGGCACAAACUUAGAGCUUUACAAUAUCUGCACAAUCAGGAGAUUACGGUAGGUAUAGACACAUGAUUGCAGGAGUUACAGUUGGACUACCGUAACCUACCUUAACGUACUGUACCUUACAGUACCUUACUGUAUUCUACUGUGGUACACCAUACUCUACCCUACCCUACCCUACCCUACCCUACCCUACCCUACCUACCCUACCCUACUAAAAAUUACAGUAAUCUUAUGUUUUUAGGAAAGUUACAUUGGAGAACGACUGUACACAAUGUUCCAUUUGCUUACUGUAUUCUGGUUCCCUUUCAUCAUACUGUUUGUAGCCUACUUGUAUAUUGUAGUAUACUUGUUCUGCUACUCAUUACGACCGUAUUCAAUAUCGACCGGUGGGCCUGGUACUCUUUUCAGAAUGGGAUCAGAAACUGAUUCGAAUUUGAAGUAAGUGGUUACUGUAAUAUUAUUUUUAUUAUUAUUAUUAAAGGUAGGGUAGAGUAGGGGUAGGAUGGGGUAGUUUUAAGUUAUGGUUCAAAAAAAUUUUUUUUAGUUUAAACCUCUGGCAAAAUGCGAGUACACCCCCAAACUCAUGUCUAAAUGGCUCAGUAAAGACAUCUUUAACUACAACUACCAUCCAAGCCCCAGCAUGGCGGAUGGAAAUGAGGUCCAAGAUGUUCCGUACUACUGUGUAUGUCAUAGCCGCUUAUUUGAUAUGCUGGAUGCCAUACAACGUACUGGCGUUGGCAACAUUCUUCUCCGGCGAACUUCAGAUUCUGAUUUCAAUGCAUUUGGAGCUGAUUCGAGUUUGUGUUCUACUGAACACCGUACUCAAUCCUUUUAUUUAUGGCUUUAGGGACAGUAAUUGA
Molecule: messenger RNA, 4099 nt
Organism: Bursaphelenchus okinawaensis
Lineage: Eukaryota; Metazoa; Nematoda; Chromadorea; Rhabditida; Aphelenchoididae
Source: the annotation of a GenBank genome assembly